AUGGUGUGUGUCGGAGUGUGCGUCCUGCUGUUUGUGUGUGUUCGGUACAGAGACCCGGUGCAGCAGAGUCUGCAGGUGCUGCAGCAGCUCAAGGAGACGCAGCGCAGCCUGCAGGAGGCGCUGCAGCAGGCGGAGUCUUUAGGGCAGCGGCAGGAGAAGACGGAGGAGAUUCAGCAGAAUGUGAAGAAAACGGAGAGAAGAAGAAGUACAAGAGUGUCGACACCAAGGUGGCGAAAAGAGGAGCUAAGAAUAAAAGAAGAGGAGAAGGAGGAGGAAGAGGAGUGCAGCACACUGGUGUCUCCGACCACAGACAGUUUAGACCUGUCUCACCUCUCACACACGGGUUGGAGCACCGACAGUAUGCUCAGCAGUACACUCGUCGCCUCAGCAGCCGACACCACGCUGUACGCUACCCACAAUGCCUUAGUGCAGAGGCCCACUACCCACAGUGUCUCAGUGCAGAGGCCCACGACCCACAGUGCCUCAGUGCAGAGGCCCACGACCCACAAUGCCUCAGUGAGUCCAGGCAGACGUCCUCGCCGCUCCUCCUCCUCUUCGUCUCCUCUGGUCUACAGCAUCCUGGUGGAGGACGGACAGCGUCGUUACAGCCUGCGCAACAGAAGAUCAGAGACUCACUGA
This is a messenger RNA of Scomber scombrus (Atlantic mackerel), 639 nucleotides long. RefSeq lists its product as uncharacterized. The coding region runs from base 1 to 639 and encodes 212 amino acids. The transcript is spliced from 5 exons. The record is from RefSeq and is a predicted model, not a curated record. NCBI's taxonomy places the organism in Eukaryota, Metazoa, Chordata, Actinopteri, Scombriformes, Scombridae.